Molecule: messenger RNA, 4161 nt
Organism: Pimephales promelas (fathead minnow)
Lineage: Eukaryota; Metazoa; Chordata; Actinopteri; Cypriniformes; Leuciscidae
Gene: mllt1a
Product: MLLT1 super elongation complex subunit a
Biological process (GO): positive regulation of DNA-templated transcription
Cellular component (GO): transcription elongation factor complex
Molecular function (GO): chromatin binding
Source: RefSeq, a predicted model, not a curated record
UGGGCUGGAAUUGACACACAAUGAGGAGUCGGGAGCAGCCGCUCAAAAGCCUUCUGUAAAUAAACAGGACCUUUAUCAGGCCGGUGAACUAUGGAGAAUCAGUGCACGGUUCAGGUAAAGCUUGAGUUGGGUCACCGGGCCCAGCUGAGGAAGAAGGUGACAUCAGAGGGCUUCACCCAUGACUGGAUGGUGUUCGUGCGAGGCCCCGAGAGCAGCGACAUUCAGCACUUUGUGGAUAAAGUCGUCUUCCGGCUGCACGAGAGCUUUCCUAAACCCAAGAGGGUGUGUAAGGAGCCCCCAUACAAGGUUGAGGAGUCUGGUUAUGCUGGCUUUCUGAUGCCCAUAGAGGUCUAUUUCAAAAACAAGGAGGAGCCAAAGAAGGUGUGCUUCAAUUACGACCUCUUCCUCAACCUGGAGGGUAACCCGCCUGUCAAUCACCUGCGCUGUGAGAAACUCACCUUUAAUAACCCCACCCGUGACUUUCGUCGCAAGCUGGUCAAGGCUGGAGGGAUUAUGGUGGUCCCAGAGGGAGCAGAAGUAGUCCCGAAACCCAGCCCAGAUUAUCCCAUGCUUCCAACCAUCCCACUUUCUGCCUUUUCUGACCCUAAGAAGAGCAAGACCUCACAAGGAUCAAAGGAGCCCAGCAAGGAGGGAAGCAAAGUGUCCAAAUCCCACAAAACGGCCAAGGAGCAUCGAGAGCGGCCACGAAAAGACUCUGAAAGCAAGGCCACAUCCAAAGGGGACGGUGACCGAGAUGGCGGCAGCAAAAGUAGCCGUGACCCUUCCUCGUCUUCAUCCUCAUCAUCGAAGAAAAAAGAGAUCAAAGUGAAAGAAGAGAACAAAGUCCUGCCCAAAGCUGCUUUCAAGGAGCCCAAACUCACGUUGAAGGAGUCCAAAAUGGAAGGCAUGUCUCCUAAAGGAGGGGGGGCAGUGGUGUCGGCGGGUGGUGGAGGGGGAGGUGGAGUGGCCGAUGGAAAAGCCCCUAGCAAACGACCUUCCAAUGCAGAGUCGCCCAAACCUAGUGUCAAGAAGCCAAAGAAGGGGGGCUCAGAGGGGUCAAAAGACUCUAGCAGUGGGGGAUUCACCGGCACCUCCCCCCGGACUGCGUCCUCCACCACAGUCUCCUCGGGAUAUGCGGAUAAGAAGGCCUCUAAAGAGAAGGGACGCUGGGCCAAGGGCAAGUCAGAGACCCAGGAGGUCAAGGAGUCCAAGAAGCCUCCGGAAUCUGAUGACUCCAACUCGGAUGAUGAGGCCUCGUCUAAAUCUGAGCAGUCAGCACCUUCCAGCCCGUCUAAUUCCAGCUCCAGUUCAGAGUCUAGCUCUGACUCAGACUUUGAGCCACAGCAGAAACAAGGCCAAGUAGGCCCGCUGCGCACUAUGGUGGAGGACCUCCAGUCGGAGGAGUCCGACGAUGACGAUAGCAGCUCAGGCGAAGAGACGCCAGUCAAGAACAACCUGCCCAGUCGAGACUCCAGACUGAGUUUAGACAGCGAGAGCGACUGCAGUGACGGGCCGCAGCGUCCCAGUCGAGACCGACCCCCUCAGCCGCAGAAACACAGCUCCACCAACAACAAGGUCUCGGGCAGAAAGAGUCCAGACCCUUGUCUACGUCAAGAAAAGGUCCUGAAGAAGGGAUACGACAAGGUAGGAAGGGCGUACACUGAAGAGCUGGUAGACCUUCAUCGCAAGCUGAUGGCAUUAAGAGAGCGUAACGUUCUACAGCAGAUCGUGAACCUCAUCGAGGAGACGGGCCACUUUAAUGUCACCAACACAACUUUUGACUUUGACCUUUUCUCAUUGGAUGAGUCAACUGUCCGUAAACUACAGAGCUACCUGGAGGCCACCGCCACAUGACAGGAAGUCCAUCAAGGCUGGAGGGAGGGGGGAGGCUGCCCUUUUUCACCUCUUUUGUCCCGAGAGAGGGCUGCAAAAAGGUGAAAAUUGUUCACAGGAAAUGAAAACAGUGGGGAAACAAAUCACGAAAAGGAGUGAAUCAUACAGUAUUUUGAUGAGGAAGUGCAGCAAUUCAACACUACGACACUUCUUCUCUCCUCCUCAAUAUCCUGUCGGACAGGAAGAUCUCUUCUGAACGGGGCCAGAACUGCUAGAGGGUCAUAUUCGAAAUCGGCUGGAGAGAAAGCAAAAGUCUCUCUGUAGCCAUACGCACUGAUGCAUCAAGGGUUGCAACCUUUUAUAUUUUAUUUUUGUACCAAUGUUUUUCAAGGUAUUUUUGAUUGUGGUCGGAAAAGGAAGCCCCACAUGCCAUGAAUGUAUCGCUUUUUAUCCUCUAGGGCUAGUCUUAGUGCCUUUUUCACACCAUCUCAUUUGUGCUCUUAGAAAUUACAGCAGUGUUAUCUUUCACUCCGACUUUAGUCAAUCCUUCUGUGUAUGUGGGAUACCUGGAUAUCGUCCCGGGGAGAUUCUGAUUUGUACGCCAAUAUGCAUCAAUCCUCAUUUAGGUGUUCGCCAAACGGGCCUUAGAACUUAAAUGUUGUGCAUUGCUAGUGCAGCUUGUGGAAGUAUUUGGAAGUCUGUGUUGGUCUCUGUGUUUUCUGUCAUCAUAUCUGGUUUAUUCAUUAGGCUAAGCGGGAGAGACAAAAGAAAAGGACAAGACAAGCUGUUUUUCUCUCAGUGGCCCCUAGCAGAACAACAGUCUGUAGAUUCACUGUGCUUCUGACUCUCUCUCUCUCUCUCUCUCUCUCUCUCUCAGAGCGACUACAUCUCGGCUUCACUUCGCCUCUGCGUGUCCAUUCUUAUGCUAAUAGCUUUAAGAGGCUCCAUGGCCUGAGCUGCAGACCACAUGCCCUUAACUUCACCCUUCAAGAGUCUGGGAGUGUCGUUUGCAUGGGUUUUAAAUCUUCAACCGAUUCGUUGUCUGAAUCUUGGCUAACAAUAACGUUUAUAACUUUGAAACGAUUAGAGAUGUUUGGGCGUUUUUCAGCAAGAGAAUGAUUGAGUGUUAUGUGCGUGAACUUUUAACUCCCAGCUCUUGUUUUGUGAACUUUAACCUUUGACCGGAUACUGGUUCGGGUCAGCCUGUCAUAAAGGGGCGGGGCAAGAGGCAAAGUGGAGUUAGGUGAACUUGAGUGGCGGCUCUGAAAAGACAUCCCACUGAGUACACCCAGGUUUUUUUUUUUUUUUUUUUAAAUAUAUAUAUAUAUUAUUUUGAGGGGGUUAUUUUUUUUUAUUUAUGUACCUCUGCACUUUUGGCUUUGUUGACUCAAGUACUUAAUUGUCUAAUCUGUAUUUUUAAGAAUUUUGUACAAUAUUUACAUGCAAUAUGAUAUUAAUUUGUCAAUUGUUUUGUGUCAAGAAUUGCCAUUUUUUUAAGGAUUUUUUCCCCCUCUGUAUCAGCACAUUAUAUCAUGAUAGACUGUAAAAGUGACCAUAAGAACUUGAAACUUACUUCAGGCCAAUAUAUAUGAGUUCAUGGCAGGGUGUGUUUGCAUAUCAGAUGAACUUCUACUAGCAUCUGUUUUGUUGUAGCCUCAUUAUUAUCCACUACAAGGGGGGACUGCAUAUUUGCGAAACGAACAAGUGUUUGUGAGUUUAUUAAUGAAUUUGAUUUAAACCAUGCUGAAAAAAAAUGUCUUAAUAGUUUGCUGGUCUUCGAGGCGGUUUUGGGUACUUGUUAGCCAAUUCAUCCCUCUAAGACCAGCUAGUUUAAACAUCUUAUAUUUUUCCCCAGAAAGAAAGUGAAGAACCUCUGUAUUUUGUACAUGGGAUGCAGCAAAGAACACUAAUGAAGGGGGAUUUCGCCCAUUUUGCGUAGUCGCACAUGUACAGUAGACAGUCGGAAUCUCAUUAAUCGACGGUUAAUACUGCAUCAACAUUUUCACACACUUCGCUUGCAGCUGCAGAGAGCUGUCUUGUCAGUCAGUCAGUGGUGGUUUUAUUUGUGUUUGUGAGCGCGGAAGGACUUACUGUAUUUAUCCGUGGGGUUUGGGGAGGUCUGGGUUUUUACAUAUGUUUUGAUAACGUGGUAGAAAACCUUCCUUGAUCUGAACAGAAGAGUAACCCUUUAGUAUGACGUGUUAAACUUGACAUACAAUGCCACCAUGUGGUCAUAUGAUGCAAGUUGUAAUAAGGGCAAAAGAUGUUACUUUUUAUGUUUUUAUUGCAAAGUCAUAUUAUGAAUAAAGUCAUUUGAGUACUGUUCAA